This is a messenger RNA of Capsicum annuum, 2814 nucleotides long. RefSeq names its product probable CCR4-associated factor 1 homolog 9. Gene Ontology annotation, molecular function: nucleic acid binding. The record is from RefSeq and is a predicted model, not a curated record. Lineage: Eukaryota; Viridiplantae; Streptophyta; Magnoliopsida; Solanales; Solanaceae. The coding region runs from base 876 to 1337 and encodes 153 amino acids. The transcript has 7 exons.
AUGAAGGUGGUGCGAAGGGUCUUCUGCUAAAUAACCUAAGAGUUUAUGGUGAUUGCCAUGUCCUUUUUGAUUCAUUCAAGAUACCUGGGAAGUCUGUACCAGAAGCAACUCGGGAUGAUGGAAUAAUUUCCAUUGAUAUAUGUUGUGCUAAAGUUUUGUGGCUUUGGAAUUAUAUGUUGGUCUUGGGUUUUUUCCCUUUAAGUGCUGGAAGAUUCUUUGUAUGUGAUCCACUAUCAAUUGAUUGUUUUGGACCUUCUUUGUUGGUAUGGAUUGUGUUGAAGUAAUGGUGUUGAAUAUGCGCAAGGAGGAGGAGAUAUCGCCCAGUCUGACUUCUGAGGCAUGUAAUUUGUCAUACUAAGUAGAGAGAUGCCGGUGCCAGCCAAAACAGAUUUUGCUAGGCCAGAUUUCACCGAACAAACUUUUUGAGUCGUUAGAUCAAGACUCUCAUGAUGUUGAUCAAAUAUCUUCAAACUAACAGAAGGUGACAAAGACACUUAUUCUUGUGUGUCUUGAUCACUAAUUUGGAAGGAGGCCCUUGAAACCACUGAAAUUUGGUAUUCCUAUGUGCUUUGUCUUGCAGGCGAGUGAGCCAUUUACUUUUCCUGAUGCUGGUGAUGAAGACAGAUCUGAGAGAGUUGAUGAUUACUUGUUUUGAUGUUUAGGAUUUUUUUCACAAUUUCUGGGCGGGUCCUGAUCAUUUUAAGUAUUGGAAGGUUAAAGAUAAGAUUUCGUAGGAAUAUAUAACUUUCCAAUCCUCCUCUCUCUGUCAUGGGAGAAAUCUAUAGCUGUUUGAAGUUUCUUGGGUGUUUAAUAUCUCAUGAACAUUCUCAGUCUCAUAGUAACCUUGAUAUGAAGAUGGAUCACCAGUAAAGACUAUGAAAACGAAGAGCCGAAAUACAGAAUCUGACAUUGCUCUCACUAAAGCAUUGAACACUGGUCUAUCCCGUGGCUUUGUUCUUCCUAAGAAAUCCAAGUUACUACUCCUUGAAACUAUAACACCACGUAACAGGUUACUUCCAGAAGAUCGUCACUAUAAGCCUAAGAACCUAUUGAAGUUGUUCCUCCGAGUCAAUGUCACGUGCCUUGGAAGGAGAAGAAACCAGACCCCAGGCACUCUCAUGGUGAACAGGUGUGUGGGGAAGUGUCAUCAGGAUGGUUCGGAUUACUUGCUGACUUGGCAUGUGUUUCAGAAGCUAAAGGAGGUUUACGUUGGGGACAAUAACGCACUGAUGUGGCAGUUUGCUGGUGUUCUCUUUGGGUGGAAGGCCAUCUUGCAAAGAGCAAGAAAGAAAGUAAUCGCCUUUAUCAGCAUUAGAGUCAUUAUUCAAUUCUCUUAAUGUGAAGAAACUUGAUGCCGCUUUUGCUAUAGAUCCUCUUCCAUCAUCAGAUGUCAACUCAGUUUGAUGAAGGUGGUGCGAAGGGUCUUUUGUUAAAUAACUUAGGAAUUUACGGCGAUUGCCAUGCCCUUUUUGAUUCAUUCGAGAUACCUGCUGUACCAAAAGCAACUUGGGAUGAUGGAAUAAAGUCCAUUGAUAUAUGUUGUGCUAAAGGUUUGUGGCGUUGGAAUUAUAUGUUGGUCUUGGGGUUUCCCCCUUUAAUUUCUGGAAGAUUCUUUGUAUGUGAUCCACUAUCAAUGGAUUGUUAUGGACCUCUUUGUUAGUAUGGAUUGUGUUGAAGUAAAGGUGUUGAAUAUGCCCAAGGAGGAGGAGAUAUCGCCCUGUCUGACUUCUGAGGCAUGUAAUUUGUCAUAUUUAGUAGAGAGAUGCCGGUGCCAGCUGAAACAGAUUUUGCUGGGCCGGAUUUCACCUGUACAAUCUGGAGUCGUUAGAUCAAGACUCUCAUGAUGUUGAUCAAAUAUCUUCAAACUAACAGGAGUUACAAACACACUUAUUCUUGUGUUGCCUUGAACACUAAUUUGGAGGAGGCCCUUGAAACCACUGAAAUUUGGUAUUCCUUUGUGCUUUAUCUUGCAGGCGAAUGAGCCAUUUACUUUUCCUGAUGCUGGUGGUUGAUGAGUACUUGUUUUGAAGUUUAGGAACUUUUUCACAAUUUCUGGGCGGGUCCUGAUCAUUUUAAGUAUUGGAAGGUGAAAGAUAAGAUUUUGUAGGAAUAUAUAACUUUCCAAUCCUCCUCUCUCUGUCAUGGGAGAAAUCUAUAGCCGUUUGAAGUUUUUUGGGUGUUUAAUAUCUCAUGAACAUUCUCAGUCUCAGAGUAACCUUGAUAUGAAGAUGGAUCACCAAUAAAGGCUAUGAAAACGAAGAGCCGAAAUACAGAAUCUGACAUUGCUUUCACUAAAGCAUUGAACACUGGUCUAUCCCAUAGCUUUGUUCUUCCUAAGAAUUCCAAGUUACUACUCCUUGAAACUAUAACACCACGUAACAGGUUACUUCCUGAAGAUCGUCACUAUAAGCCUAAGAACCUACUGAAGUUGUUCCUCUGAGCCAAUGUCAAGCAACUCUAGUCACUUUGAUGGGUUUGUUAUUUGCUGACUACCUUAAAAAUAUAUUCUGAUUGCCUGUAUGAGUCUCUUGCAGUAGUGCCUUGGAAGGAGAGGAAACCAGAGCCCAGACACUCUCAUGGUGAACAGGUUGGUGGGGAAGAGUCAUCAGGCUAGUUCGCAUUGCUUGCUGACUUGGCAUGUGUUUCAGAAGCUAAAGGAGGUUUACUUUGGGGACAAUGAUGGGCUGACCGUGCAGUUUGCUGGUGUUCUCUUUGUGUUAGAGGUUCUUUCUCCCUAAUUAUAGAUUAUUUAGUUUCAGAAUUUCUGUACAAUCCAUUUUUAUUAAUUCUAAGGAAUUUUUUUAGUUUGGUUAA